Molecule: messenger RNA, 9544 nt
Organism: Xyrauchen texanus (razorback sucker)
Lineage: Eukaryota; Metazoa; Chordata; Actinopteri; Cypriniformes; Catostomidae
Product: mitogen-activated protein kinase kinase kinase 11-like
Exons: 10
Coding region: 729-3701 (990 amino acids)
Biological process (GO): protein phosphorylation; microtubule-based process; positive regulation of apoptotic process
Cellular component (GO): centrosome
Molecular function (GO): protein binding; ATP binding; JUN kinase kinase kinase activity
Source: RefSeq, a predicted model, not a curated record
ACGGUGAACGGUCACAGCACGCCGAGUUUGAGAAAGUUUGUGAGACGAGCGACUCAUGACGCUCAACGCCGAGCCGCCUCAGUGACGCGACGACAUUAAAACACGAUCCGAACGGAGACGCGAUCAGCAGACCCGCGACGCUCUUCCUGUUCCCGACGCCGAGAGAAGUUCAACUGCGUUUGUACAAACCCGAACGGAACUACACAAACAUCGGACACAAGACACAUCAUGAUCGUUCGCGUCGAAAUCAGCGACGCUGCGCUACAGACGACGCGAGUGCGUUUCUGAACGCGUGCGACAGCUUUUUGCGCGCAGUUGAAUGCGCUUUUCCUGCUAUUCUUCUGAGAGCGCUUCCUGCUCGGCUAUAAAUACUGACAGCUCACAGAAACCCUUCAGUGUGAUAUGUCGUUUAAUCUCAUGUUUGGAGAUACCUUGAGAUCUGGGUAAGGUCCAUGUUUGUGUCUCUUUGAACGCUUUAUACAAACUGUUUCUGGAGGAUGUGGGCUGAAGUGUUCCUCAAGUGACCAUCCGCCACUGUUCUGGUACAUGGAGUCACAUUGGACCACUCAUUCAUAGUUGAAGGUCCACCUUUGCACUUUGAUGGAGAGUCCAAUGGAUCUGGAUGUGUGAUGGAGACCCAUGAUCCGGACGUACAGAGAUCUCAGGGCGUCCUUGAUAAUCGACGUCCAAACGCAUCUCAUCGCAUUCAAGCCGCUUCCUGAAGCUCCAUGGAGCCUCUGAAGACCAUUUUCACCCACAGCCCGUUGUCCACCUGGAAGAGUUUGGAUCAGACCCAGAAGGGGAACUUCACCAACCCCGUUUGGACCGCCUUGUUCGACUAUGAGGCCACGGGAAAGGACGAGUUGACCCUUCGUAAAGGCGACCUGGUGGAGGUCCUGUCUCUGGAUACGGAGAUAUCCGGGGACGAAGGAUGGUGGGCGGGCAAGGUCAACAACAAAGUGGGAAUCUUCCCCUCCAACUACGUCUCCUUCAAUCCCGGGGUGGUCCAGGACUUGGGCCCGUCCGUGGUCAGCGAGUUCCAGCCGGAGAUGGUGGACUUCAGAGAGUUGAGUCUGGAGGAGGUCAUCGGGGUCGGGGGUUUUGGGAAGGUCUACCGGGGCAACUGGAGGGGCGGGCUGGUGGCCGUCAAAGCGGCCCGUCAGGACCCGGACGAGGACAUCAGCGUCACGGCCCAGAACGUCCAGAACGAGGCGAGACUCUUCGCCAUGCUCCAACACCCCAACAUCAUCGCCUUCAAGGGCGUUUGCCUUCAGGAACCCAACCUGUGUCUCAUCAUGGAGUAUGCGUCCGGUGGGGCGUUGAGCCGGGCUCUGGCCGGGUGUCGGAUCCCGCCCCACGUGCUGGUCAACUGGGCGAUCCAGAUCGCCCGAGGGAUGCUGUACCUCCACAGCGAGGCCAUCGUACCCGUGAUCCACCGAGACCUGAAGUCGAACAACAUCUUGUUGGCAGAGCCGGUGGAGCAGGGCAGUAUUGAAGGAAAGACGCUGAAGAUCACUGAUUUUGGACUGGCACGAGAGUGGCAUAAAACCACUAAGAUGAGCACAGCGGGCACAUACGCCUGGAUGGCACCAGAGGUCAUCAAAUCAUCCACCUUCUCGAAGGGAAGCGACGUGUGGAGUUAUGGUGUGUUACUGUGGGAGCUGUUGACGGGUGAAGUUCCCUACAGAGGGAUCGACGGUCUCGCUGUGGCUUAUGGAGUCGCUGUGAACAAACUGACGCUCCCGAUUCCCUCCACCUGCCCUGAACCCUUCGCUCAGCUCUUGUCCGAGUGCUGGGAUCAGGACCCUCACCGGCGGCCCAGUUUCAGGUGUAUUCUGGAUCAGUUGACGGCUCUGGAGGAGCAGGUGUUGAACGAGAUGCCUCCAGAUUCAUUUCACUCUCUUCAGGACGACUGGAAGCACGAGAUCCAGAGCAUGUUUGAUGAGCUGAGGGCCAAAGAGAAGGAGUUGCGCUGUCGUGAGGAGGAGCUGAAGCGUGCGGCGCUGGAGCAGAAGUCUCACGAGGAGUUUCUCCGUCAGCGGGAGCAGCAGUUAGCGCAGUGGGAACAGGACGUGUUCGAGCGGGAACUUUCACUCCUCAUCCUCCAUCUGAACCAGAACCACAAACCCAACGUGAAGAAGCGCAAAGGGACGUUCAAGAAACACAAACUCAAAGUGAAGAACGGAGAGAAGAUCAGCAUGCCGCAAGAUUUCAUCCAUAAGAUCACAGUUCAGGCAUCGCCGUGUUUGGAGAAAAGACGUAAUUCUCCGGAUCUGGGCUCGCCGUCCAUCGGUCCACGCUUCCGUGCGAUACAAUUGAGUCCCAGCGACAGCCGAUGGAGUUCAGUUUGGCCGCUGGAGUCGCUUCCUGUCAAGCAGAUUAAUGGUGAGAGGAGAUUCACUCCUCAUCUGAGUCCCAAAAGCCCCAAAAGUCCAAAGAUCCUGCGACUCAGUACACAGGAGAACAGUCUAUCAAUGAGAGCAAAGCUGUUGGAUGUGGACAGUAAUGAAAAUGAGGAUUCGAAAGCAGAUUUUGAGGAGUACAAACCAAUUACACCAGAAUACAGCCACAAUGAGGGCUCUGAGAGCGAGGAGGGCGGUUCAUCGCCCUGCGGCUCUCCCAAACCGGAUCAGCCCGGACCGGCAUCUCUGGCUAAGAGUACACACCACGCGCUGUUCAGUAGCGCCGCCCUGCUGGCAUCCGUCGCCCUGGGACACUGUCUGGAGCCUCAGCACCCCCCCACGCCGCCCCCCCGGGCCUCCUCACGGACUAACCUGCCUACGCUGGACCUGGAACCGGAUCGCUCUCCAGACCAGCCCGCCGAACCCGCCAUGGUGGGUGACCUGAUCUCAUUCAGCACGGACUCACUACCGCGAGUGUUUUUGGACACGUUGAAACCGGCAGAGAUCAAACAGUUACCGCUCACACCCCCUCCGCCGAACCCACGCGAGAGAGACCGGUCAGGCCGUCGCACGCCACAACACAGUCCCGGAGACUGGACGACGUAUACGAACGGGGAGAUGGCCAAUGAGAGUUCAUAUCAGAGCGGGGAGCGGCGGAGGAGAUCGAGUAACGGACUUCACUCUUCACAGCUGGUGUUGGAUCUGCCCUUGUAUCAAGACAGUUUUGAGUCCGAGGACAAAUCUCCAAUGCCAUUCGCUCUGUAUCCAGACCCUCAACUGUGGAGCCCCAAAACCCGUCGUCUAGAGGUCAACAUCAUCCCGCGCCCCCGGCCAUCCCCUGUCCGACAACGCAUUGACCCUUGGAGUUUUGUAUCCGCUGGCGUGGCAGACAAAACUGCUGCCAAGAAAGCCACUUGUUCAAGCAGUCCCACGAGCCCUCGACUGGGGUACCACCCCUCGCCCACAAACCCCUUCACAAACUGUGACCCCUUCCCUUCCCCGGACUGUGACCCCUUCAAUCUAAAGCUCGACCCUUCCAUGAACAUGGACCACUUGUCCUUUGACCCCUUCUCCACCCCUUUCCCUACCUCACGCUCCGCCCCCUGUUCGACAAACGGAAGCCCCAAUCUUUCUCUCAGGGUGGCCCCUCUAAACCUGUCGGACUCGCCGCUCAUAGACCUCGGAUGGGUGGGUGUCAACAAACCGCUAGAUGUCGCCAAAGAGCGUGCCCACCCUCGCCGAACUCUGGGGCUCAGCCCCUUCAGGUCGCCUACGCAACUUAGAGACGACAGGUUCUGAACGUUAAGUCCAGAAACAUACUCUACGCAAACAUUCAAACGCCAUGACAGUUGUUGACCUGAAAGAGAAAACUGACCGUAGAAGACCGAGAUAGUUUCCGCUAGAGUGCCCCCUGUGGCAAGACUGAGAAUGCAGCAUUUGCGUUACAUAGAACGCAACAGUCUGACUCUGUAAGUAAAAAUCCAACUGCCAUUGGUGGAAGUAAUUAUUAACGGUAACUCAUAAACCUUAAAGACAGACCUCUGACAGAUAUUGGAGGUUGUUAAUCGAAGGUAUAUGCUUCUGUUGAAUCCAGCAGUGCACGUGAUUUUAACUGCAUUUAAAGAACAAAUCGUUUAUUAAUGCAAUUUCUGGGAUAAUACUUAAGAAACUUGCACUGUGUUCACAUUCUUGCGUUGAGUAUGUUUUGGGGCUAAACCAGAGUCGUGGGACACCGGUCAAAGUAUAGCUCCCAUAAACGGGCCCUAGCAAUUGUUUGGGAUAGUUGGAUUUCCUCAAUGGAUUCGAGGAAAUCUAAAAUCAGAAGAUUUACAUUUUAUUCUGGAAGAACUUUAUAUCAUUGAGGUUUAUUUCGACGAAGCUCCUCGACAAUAGCUGAUAGGUUUAGGCCUUCCACACACGUGUCCAACUCGUCAUUCCUGACGAACUAAUUACAGUUUUAAACAUCACAAGAUGUGAAAUCAAUGUUUUCCUUUGAACUUCCUGUCUGACAUCACUUACUCAGGGUCUAAUGCCCUUCAAUCAGUGCCUGUUCAUUAUCAGUUUCAGAAGUGUUGUUCUUAGUGUUGUGUGAGAGUCGAUGUUAAAAUGAGUUUUCUGUGUAUUUUUUUAUUGGUAGAUUCCCCUGAAAAUCUGUGGCGCUUUCAAAACAUUCCUCUGUUUGUUUGAGCAACACGACAUGUCAGCUUAUGACUCGACCAAUGGCAUGAGUUAGGGGCGGGACUAUCUGCUUUUUCAACCAAUGGUAAAUGGGGAGAGUGUUUGGGAACUGCUUGAAAACAGUCAUUAUGUGCAAACAAUGCAAUCGUUCUGGCCAGGAGAUUUCAUCCUAUGAGCCACAAUCAUUUCAAAAUGAUGAAGCGUACAGUGUGAGGAAGAUGUAGAAGUUCAUGUCAAGCCUCUUGAACAAACUUCAUAUAAUAUAGGAACUCCAUUUCUAGAUAUCUCCAAAACCAAAUCAUUCAAAAUAUUGAAAAACAUUGCAGAUAUUAAAUAUUAGCAUUUUCAAUCGUUACAGAUAUAGAGCAAAUCUAUUUUGCUAGUAGUAAUUCCAUUACUGAUAUCAAGAAUUAGCAUUUUAAUUAGAUUUUAUCCCCAAUCUGGAACGCCCAAUUCACAAUCCGGGUGGUGGAGGAUGAAUCUCAGUUGCCUCCGCGUAUGAGACCGUCAAUCCGCGCAUCUGAUCACGUGACUAGUUGAGAGUGUUAACAUGGAGAUGUACCGUGUGGAGGCUUCACGCUAUUCUCCGCAGCAUCCACACACAACUCACCACACGCCCCACCGAGAGCGAGAACCACAUUAUAGUGACCACAAGGAGGUUAACCCAUGUGACUCUACCCUCCCUAGCAACGGCCCAAUUUGGUUGCUAAGGAGACCUGACUGGAGUCACUCACCACAGGCCCCGGAUUCAAACUCACGACUCCAGGGGUGAUAGUCAGCGUCAAUACUCGCUGAGAUACCCAGACCCCCUAAUUGUUGAUAUCUUUAAUUCACCUCCUGCACUUUAUUAAAUGUUGAAAUGGCUUGUGAUGGUGAUAGUGGGUGUUCCAGCACUUUAGGAAUGUUAUUAUUAAUUGUACAAAAAUAUCUCAGAGUCCAAGUUCAGCCUGAAGACAUGAUUAUUUCUGAUCUAAGAGAGCUCUCAAGUUCUGCCAUGAAGACGUCCUGUAGACAGGAAGUACCAACUUCCCCUGGUGGACAGUGUGUGUGUGUGCAGCACGCAGAUUCUCAUCUCACAUUUUAUUCCCAACAAUUAAAUUCCUUUGGGGGGGAAGGCCGUGUUCGGGAGGCAUUUUCACAUAACAAUGGCCUUCUUUGGCAUUUCGCUCCGUCAACAUACCCUGAGAUUUCUGCUGUGCCAACUCCUGUGAAAGCACAUCGAGCACAGAUUUGAUCUAUCACAAGAAAGAUUUUAUUAUUGUUCAUGCUACUGCGCCAUUUAACAACAACUUUUUGUGUGACUCAAGAAUUAAUUUAAACCUGACUCCAUAUUUUCCGAAGCUAAACAAAGUUUUGUUCAGAGAGUUGGUGAUGCUUGACUCAACAAACUCUGCUCAGUCGGUGCACGUCUCUUAUUGGCAUGUUUGCGGCUAAAACUCAUCAGAUACUUUUUAUCACUGGACGUUCAUCAUAAUCCGCUCACAAGGAGAGAUAACUGGCUUUGAAAUGACUUGACAAUCGGACAAUAUCUAGAAAUAGCACACAGAAUCGACUUUAGCUAUUCUUGCGUGUUUUGCUGCCAUUUUUGAAGUGUAAACAGCGUGUGUAUAAGAUCACCAUCUGCUUGGGAACACUGAAAGGAUGACGUUUAAGGCUGCAGUCUACCCAAGUACGCAAACGCAGAUGCAAUCGUGCGGCCACCGCAUUGCCAAUGUCCCUGUAAGCACACGUUCAUCACCCUGACGUCUAUUUGAUGUGUGUGUGUUUACAUCUGGAAGACAUGUUUUACUUGGCAAUAAGACAUUCAGCAGAUGUCUUUGAGACUUUUAUGACUUGAGGGUUUGGAAACCUGAUCUUUUUAUGAUGUUUAGCAGAUGUUAAUAAGAUCUGAAACUGACCUCUCGGAGACGUGUGCUGUCCGAGGCACAGUCCGAUUAAACGGGCGAUCUUGUGUUACUGUGGCGGGAACAAACCUCGAUACUCACGUUGACAAUCGAUUGUCCUUUAAACUCCUGUGCCGCUAAAGGUGAAGUAUGUCGUUUCACUAGCGCCACCAGACGAGAUUAUAGAAAUACAGCUUUGUCUGCCGCUGUUCAAACAGUCCGAUAGUCCCGCCGCCAGCUUGCGUCAUUGGUUGAGUAUCGUUGUUGGGGCGGGUCUAAGUUGGUCGCUCAAAACAAAUGGGAGCACCAAAGAGACGGUGCUUACAGUUUUAGAGAAUAUUUACCUUUUAAUGGCUUACUUGUGGAGAUAGUACUUGAACGCAGAACAAUUUACAUCAAAUUCAUCUGAUACAGAACUCACCAGAGUGGUGGACAGUUCACACUACGCUCAGUAUAGUGCCCCUUGUGGUAACUUUGAGAAUGCAAUGCAUAUUUACGUUGGGUUUCGAACACAAGAUGCGUUCAUGUACUUGCGAAGGGUUGGUUUGGCCUAAAGAACAAUCGGAAUCGCUGAUUGGUGGAUGAUUCAUGGGUCAGGCCACUUGACUAGUGGUCGAUCAAUGCACGUAUUUAAUGGCCGAUCCCGCUAUCUAGAGAGCGUGCUGAAGAUGCGAUUAAAUUGAAAUAAAAUGUUCCACAUUUUUAUUCGAAAUAUACCAGCCAAAGCCCAAAACAGACUUCGUUUUUUACUUAAGCGCUUAGCGUCUGCGUUUAGUUGAGCUCUAGCCUUUCAAAAUAUUCUUAAGUUGACGGUGCGCGCAUACACGGGCGGUUGGUGCAUGCGCGCUACGACUGCUACGAGAUGCUAUUUCUCUUCAGGAGUUUAGACCCAUACAGAUGUAUUUUUAUUCCUUCAGGCUCGAGUUAUACAGAUGCCGUUAUCUCCUGACCUCCUCAUACUUGUGCUCGUGACGUGCAUAUCUACUGUUAUCAGCGAUUACAUCCCCUUCAAGCGCUUCCUCGUGACAGCAGCGGCUCCAUUGUGAGUGUUGCCACCUUGUGGACCCACUAAAUAGUGCAGGCGUAUGGCUGGGGGGGGUGCAGCUGUCUUGUUGUGCUCUCCACACCAUCGUACUGUACUGGGUCUUUGACCUUUUUUUUCAAGCUAUCGAUAUUUAUUGAAACCUUUUACACACUGGAUUCAAGACAUCUGAAAAAGGUCACAGACACACUCCACAUUAGGAUGCUUUAUUAUUAUUAGAAAGAUUCUUUAUGUUUUGUACUUCACUGGACUUAUGGGUGCUGCAAAGGGUCAAAUCUGUGUCUUUACAAUAUCAAAAAAACAAGUCGUAACAGAAUAACUUUAAAUGGACCGUGUGCCUUGAUUGAAUAGAAAUACUUGUUUUUACUGUCUCUUUUGUGUUCAUGUCUUUGUUGUCUUUUGAGAUGUCCUUAAAGUCGACCACAACACUCCAGAAAUCUCUCUCAGGCGCACAGAUUUAUAUUUCACACUGUGUUUUCUCCGAACGAUUUGACAGUCCCUCUUACCUGCUACACUUCUAUAUUACUGUUGUUGUUUUAUUAGAGAUUUUAGGCUUGUCACAUGGUGUCUUAACCAGGCACGACACAAAGACGAAAGUAAACAUGUGUCGUCCAUUUUAAUCUGUUUUUGCCCUGAGACAAGUCAAAGACUUUCGUUUUUUCGGUGUGUUCCUGCAGUGUUGUGCUGCAUAGCCCCGCCCACACUUAUAAAUCUCAUUGGUCCAAAAUCCUGUUGAGUUACAUCACCGUGUUUGGACUGUCUGUAACUGUUGAUCAACAGUGUCACAUGCAGUGUGAACAGACUAUUAACUUUCAUGGAAACCUGUCGCGCCUGUUUAUGACACUGUGUAACGAUAUAUCCAUAUUUUGUGAAGCCCUUGUAACAACUGUCACAUUGUUUGUUUUUGUUGUCAUUGUUAUGUUGUUUGUGUUUGUUUUAUCAGUGGGCUGGGCCUAAUCACUCAAUUACUUUGCGUUUUAAAGUGUGUGUGUGUGUGCAUUUGAAAUCGUGCACAUGUUUCUGUUAAAGAACGUGUACAUUUGUGGUAACACGUUCUAUGAAGCCCAUAUUUAUGAUGCAUUAGUAAUAUCUCCUAUUACACCUUAUAAUAUGUUAUAACUUCUCAUAAAUAAUUGUAAUUACAAUUCUCACACUACCUAUUCAUAGUUAUGCCUUGGAGUAUAAUGCAUUUACUCUGCAGAAGUUAUAAUGCGUUAUAUAUAACUGUAAUGUGUAUAAUAGGAGUGCUUUAAGUAAAGUGACUGAAGCAAUGUUGUCUUAAAAACAUCUAUAAGAUAUUUUUAAGUGGUUAUAAGACAUUAUAAGUCAUGCUGGAAGUUAUAUAGAUAUUCAAUGUAAAUUGAGAUAUUAUGAAAUAAAAGGUUCAAAUAUAUCAGAAAAUCUCUCUUGAGAAAAAAACAUAUGUAUGCGUAUCAUUCAUGUAGCCGAUAUUCUUGGGUGUAAACAAACCCAAUAAAAAUAAUAUUAUUUUAUUAUAUUUAUAUUAUACUUAUUCUAUACUGAACUUAAUAAUUCAAUUAACUUUCAUGUUUAUGCAUCUUAUUUGGAGAUUUAUUUGAUAAAUAACUUCCAUUAUAUAAGUUUGCCUUUUAAUACAUUGUUAAAAAGUUUGUGUAAUACAUGUUACAAUUUUUUGUCUGUUUAUUAGAAGAUAUUGCAUUUGUAACUUAAAGCAGCCAAAGAGCACUUAUAAUAAUGUCAUAAACUGUUUUCAUUAUACAUCACUUAUACUUUAUUAACUUCUGCUUUGUUAACAAUAGAUGUUACAAUGCAUUAUACUCUAAAGUAGAACUAUGUAUAACGGAAGUCUUGUAUUAUAACUGUAGUUAUUAUCAUUUAUGAGCAGUUAUAACUUAUUAUAAGAUGCAUUGAGACAUUAUGAAUGCAUUAUAAUUAUGGGCUUCAUGGAAAGUGUUACUGAAUUUGUUUAUUUUGCUAAUUGUAAAAGGUUUUAACCUGUGGAACUAUAAGAAAAGGAAAAACCAAAGACCAAAUAAAAUGUAACACGACUCUAAAAG